AUCCAAUAUUCGUAUUCUGGGGAGGCUGGCUUGGCGAACCAAAGGUAACCCUUGUACACCCAAAUCCCUCCCACAGCACCGUCCCGGGGUCCGUCGCCGCCGAAACCCCUCCCCUCUUCCUCCUUCUCCAGCACCACCACCACCGCCACCAAAGCGCGCCUGCCAUCUCGAAGCGUGGCAACUAGUUUGUCUCGCGAUCUCCCUCCCCGACCCCUUGUCCUGCUGCUGGGCUGGCGUGGUCGGGACGCGACUCCGUUUGCUGGCAUCUGAACCCUUACUGGAUAGAAGUUAGUGAGGCCGGACAAUGGGUUUCGAUAAUGAAUGUAUUCUGAAUAUACAAACUCUUCCUGGUGAAUAUUUUUGCCCUGUUUGUCGGACACUCAUAUACCCCAACGAAGCUCUGCAAGCUCAGUGCACACAUCUCUACUGCAAACCUUGCUUGGCUUAUGUAGCAGCAACCACACAAGCCUGCCCUUAUGAUGGUUACUUAGUGACGGAAGCCGAUUCCAAGCCUCUGGUGGAUUCAAAUAAAUCACUUGCUGAGACAAUUGGUAAAGUUACAGUACAAUGCCUGUACAACAAGAGUGGUUGCCAAUGGCAAGGAAAUCUGUCUGAAUGCAACACACAUGGUACCGCUUGCGCCUAUGGGAACUCACCAGUUGUUUGUAACCGUUGUGGUACUCAGAUUGUACAUCGUCAAGUGCAAGAACAUGCUCAGCUUUGUCCUGGCGUGCAACCCCAAACACAACAGGCUGACGGUAGUCUUACACAGUCAUCAGCUGCAAUGACCCAGGCAGUCACCCAAGAUCCUUCUGCAAUUUCCUCUGUGGCGCCUGUAGCAGCUCCUACAGCUGGAGCUGUUACAGCUUCUGCACUGGUAACUGGUUCAGCUGGUGUGACCACAGCAAGCACGGUUGCUGUGGCCCCUUUCGCAGGGGCACCUACUUCUGCUACUCAAGGUCAAGCAGUUGCACCACAAAUUCAAACAGCUGAGCAGUACCAGCAGCAGCUCCAGUACCACCAGUACUACCAGCAGCAUUACCCUGGCUACAAUCCCUACACCCAGCAGUAUCAACAGUAUGGCCAAUACCAACAGUACACGCAACCUCAAACACAAGUGGCACCACAGAAUGUUGCUCAAGUUCCUGUACAACCUGCUCCAUAUGCUCAGCCUCAAUUCCUGCAGCCGUCACAGCCCCAACACAUGGUGCCAAACCAGUCCCAGAAUCCUCAACUCCAAGCACCAGCUGUUCAGCCACAGCCUCAGCAGAAUCCACCAUUGCAUUCAGCGCCUCAAAUUCCACAGAUGCAACCACAAGGUGAUGUACAACCUAUAGCCCAUACCCAAGUUGGUAAUCAGCCAUUUGCAAUGCCUGCAACUCAAGCAAUAGCCUCCCAGGUGCAGCCAUAUGUGCAACCUCAUCCUCCACAUCAUCAGCAGGCUGUUACCCAGCAACAACCGCAAAUGCAGUACCCACCUCAGCAGCAACAUCUUCAAUCUCAGGUGCAGCACCAGCAUCCACAAGUGCAGCAGCAAUCGUACCCACAACCUCAUGUCUAUCAUCAGCCUCAUCCAGUUGCACAAUCUCAGAACCCUUCAGUACAUGGGGUAGCAGGUCAUCAAUCAUAUUCGCAGCCUCAGCCAGCACAUCAGAUGCCACAUGGUGCUGCAAUCCAGCACCCUGUACAUGCAUCUCACCAACAGUUAGUUGGUCCUCAGCAUCCUGCACUUGUACACCCUCCUCAGGGUCAAUUUCCGUUGCAAGGUCAACAGCCAUCCAUGCUGGCUCCUCAAGGUAGUCAGCAUACCCCACAACAUCAGCAACAUGGGCAUCAGGCUCAGCGGCCACCAAUGCAUCCCAGCAUCCCUUCGCAGGCACCACCACAAGGAUUUCCUCUUAGCACACCCGUUCCUCCACAAACAGGUCAAUCAUACCAGCAAGGAAUGCACUCAAAACAACAACAGAUACAUCCUCAACCUUUCCAGCCCCAUGGUCCACAAUAUAUGCAGCAGCAGCAGCAUGUUCCAACCUCGACUAGCAGGUCUACGAGUUAUGUUGCAACACCGCAUCAGUUCCAAGAAUCAGGAAAGUCAGAAAGUGCAGCUAAUGCUACUGGCAAUGCUGAAGUAGGUGAUAAUACAAAUGGAGGCGGUGAAUAUUCUGGCAUAAAGCCAGAAUUGCUGGGUGAUAAAAAUGUGAAUGGGGAGCAGAAUGAUUUUAGUAAUAUCAGAAAAAAUGCGGUACAAACUGGCAUUGCAUUGGGUGUUGCAGAUGGUUUAGACAAAGGCAAAGGAAAGGAUGAGUCUGGUGUCCAGGAAAGUAAUUCACAGUCUGAAGCUUCAAAUAUAUCCAAUGAUCUUGAGAAAGGAGGAUCAUUGCAGCAGGCAUCACAGAAAGGCCAGGGAGCGCUGGGUUCCUAUGUGCCCCCAGGCAUGGGCCGACAGUGUCCAUCCGGACCUGAUACCAUGCUUCCUCAGCAUAUGCUCCAUCCUGGUCCUGUGCCAUGUACGCAAGCCCAGACGAAUCAAAUGAGGCCACCUAGUCAUAGUUUUCCUGAAAAUGUCCGGCCUACAGUGCAGCAACAACUAUAUGGUGUAUAUCAAUCUGAAAUGGCACCAAGGGCGCUUGCACCAAACCUUCCGCGGCCUGCACCCACCAGACCUGAUGAUGGCAUGAUUCGACCGUCCAUGGCUGGACCCUUGCCUGGACUUCAUGACACAACUAUGCCUCCUUUUGCUCCAGAAAAUGUUGGCCGACCACAUCCUGUUGGAAUGAGAAAUGGUGUUGGCGGAGAGCAGCUAGGAAAUUCCAGGGCUUUCCACGAAGAAGGGUUCAAUUCUUCACAGGAACAUUUCAGGUCGUUGGCGCCACCAUAUCCUGGCAGAUACAAUGUCAACCCUAAAGAUAUUGAAGAGAAUAUGAAGCAAUUUCCAGGGCCAACUCAUCUUGAUGAUGACAGUUUUCAGAGAGGCCCAAGGCCUUUUGAUGGUUUCGAUUCAUUACCUGGAAGGCCUCCAUUCCCAAACAAGCCAGGCCCAUAUCCUAUAGGCUUCCCUGAAGAUUUAUCAAGGAAGCCCCAUUCAAUUGUUGGCCAUCCUGACUUUGUGUCACCUGGUGCAGAAUUUGGCCAUCACAGGGUUGAUGGAAUGCCUAGAAACCCAGGUUCAUUUGUUCAAGGGAUGACAGCUGGUCCUGGAGGUCUUCGUAAGGACCAGCUAGGCCCUGGCAACCUUCCAGGGAGUAGACAGCAUGAUUUUGACAAUCCAGGGUUCCCUCAUACACAUUUCCACCCUGCUGAUAUUUUUCUUCCAAGAAAUCUUCAUGGUUCUGAACCCCUUGGGCAUGGUCAAUUGCAUGGAAUUGAACCUUCUGGCCACCGGUUCCAAGGACACAUACAUCCAGAUGAUCCAAAUUUUGAUGACUAUUCUCGACAUGGUUUUCCACAAGAAUCUGGCCGCUUCAGUUCGGGUGGUUUCUUCAGUAGUGGAGAUGUUGGUUGGUGCCGGAUAUGCAUGUUUAACUGUGGGAGUGCAGAGGACCUUGGUUUACAUGUGCAUACAAGAGAACAUCAGCAGCAUGCAAUGGACAUUGUUCUGAAAAUGAAGCAUGAUGUUGCGAAGCGACAGAAAAUGAAUCCUGGAGGCCCCAAGUCAUUAAACAAAAAAGUAGCCAUGAAGAGCAACUUCCAUGGAAAUAGGCGUUAGACCUCCUGUUACAUAGUUCAGCAUUCGAUGAGAUUUCAAGAAAGUGACAAGUUUAAGAAAUUCCAUGCGAGGGCUUCAUGUUCAUACAAUCAUACUUGCAUGCUUUCCUGAAGGCGGUAAGGAUAGAUAUGUAUUGAAUUUUUUCUUACGAAGUGCUUUAAAUUUUUCAUAGAUUUGUGGCCUAAAUAUAUAAAUUGAUUAUACUUGUCUCUGUUUUCUUAAUUUCUUAAACAAAUGCUAUUUGAUGUGUGCUGUGCUUUUAGAUCUUUGUAGUUGUAGGACAUGGCAUGAUAUUGCAUGAAAAUUGCACCUUAGUGUACUUAUAAAACUUGGCUUGGACUAGCUGAUCGCAUAGACACAAAAGUUUGUUAUAGAGAUUACCAUUAUGAGUUUAGUGCUUGUUUUGGCAAACAUCUGAAAUCACUUGUGUGUUCUAUGGGGUUGUUACCUAUUAGUAUUCAACAAGUCCUACUUAUGUGGUACGUUUUGUCUAGAAAAUUAUUUUUAUAAAAGUUAAGAUGGGUCCUAAGAAAGCACAUCAAGCCACUAUUGUGGUUGUGCAUCAUAUGGCUAGCCACAAAAUUCAAACAUGCUUAAGUGGGGCAAAAUUCCACAACAAUUCCAAUAGCCUCAGCUCUCAAACCAAGUUGUUGUAAAGUACACUUGAACUUUGUUUGACUUGCACUUGCAUCUGCAUGUGAGUUUGAUGACAAUUUAUUUAAAUAGGUUAUUUAUGUGCAACUCUUUGUUGCCUUACUUUUUCCCACUAUUUAGUAUCAUAACAUAAAAUUAUGGUGAUCAACUACAAACUUUAAUGUUUGAUGCAACAGUUUUCUGUUUAUUUUGUAAUAUUUGUGUCCCAUAUUAAAAAAUAUAUCUAAUGACAUGCAUUUUCCUCCGUUUGGAAAUGAUCCAACAUUUGUGAAUGGGUUUAAAAUAUGUCUCUUUUGUUGCGUAUGAAAUUGGAAAACCUUAAACUUGCGAAUAAAAGUCUAGUUGGAAACCCUCUUCUACUGGACUUUUAUUCGCAUUUGUCAUAAGGCUACAAUACAUUUACAAUGCCCUGUAUGUAACAAAUAAGCAAACCACAUAAAUAGUGGACGACCACAUAAUGUUUGUGGUAGAUCUGCAAAUUAUAAUUACAGAUUAUCUCAAAACUUAGGCAACUAAGGAACAUGCUUUGCUUUUAGUGUCUUAGUGGUAUGUGUUGUGACCAUUUUCCUAGAUUUAACAUAUCUUAUGCUACAGUUUGGAAGUAUUGUAGCGCCCUAUUGGGAGUUCAUAGUGAAUGCGCUGAAAGCCUGAAAAAUGUGUUAGUGUUGGUAAAUGCAAUGCUCUCGAGUAUCACCGUCCCGUCCCUGGCCCUGUUUUAUCAUCUGAUGUACUUUACGUACAAAUUUGUUUAUGUAGCACUAUUAUGACCACUAGUUCUCUUUCCUUCUCGGUAUCUUUGUUGUAUUGCUAAAAAUUUGGCUAUGAGCUCCUUUUGAGUUAUUUGUAAGACUUUGUAGCGAUUAUUGCGUUGUGGAGUGUAAGAGCAUCUCCAAUAGAGUUAGCUGAAUUUGGUUACCAAAAAAGUUCUAGAUGGAGAGAAUUAAUGGAAAAUACUUUUUAUUCUCUU
Triticum aestivum (bread wheat) is the source of this 5327-nucleotide messenger RNA. RefSeq names its product trithorax group protein osa. The coding region runs from base 305 to 3706 and encodes 1133 amino acids. The transcript is spliced from 9 exons. The record is from RefSeq and is a predicted model, not a curated record. NCBI's taxonomy places the organism in Eukaryota, Viridiplantae, Streptophyta, Magnoliopsida, Poales, Poaceae.